GGGGAAGGAGGGCUUGCAAGGGACGCAGGUGGCCGUGUGCAGGUGGGGAGCGGGCGGCGGCAGCCUCGGCCUAAAAAGCAGCCUGCGGGAGCCUCCGGGCAUCGAGGGGAGGGGGCGGCGGAUACCCCAGUGUGUGUGGGGGGACGACUUGGCUGCCCUUCUCCCAUCGACACGCUGCUCCCCCCCUCACCCUUCUGCCCCCAAAGGGUUGCCACAGGGCUCUGCCCGGCGUGCCCCAGAAGUCCUGGUGAACCCACGCGGCUGUUGUGCCCCCUACCCGCUUCCUCUUCCUCCCCACUGACAGAUCGCCGCUGCCAUGCCCGUGACCCAGGCCUUGGAAGGCAUAAAGCCCCCAAUCCACGAGCAGAUCUCAGAGCUGCAGAACAAGAUACAACUCCUAGAAGGUGACCGGAAAGCUUUCUACGAGAACUCCCAAUGGAACAUUAAGAAGAACAAGGAGUCAAUUUUGCGGCUCAGGCAGGAGAAUAAGAAGUUGCACCAGAAGCUGGCAGAUCUCCUAGUGGGAGAGGAGAAAGUAAUCAAGGCUGCCUUCCAAGGACAUCCAGCUGAUCAAGGAUGUGUGAAAAAUAAAACUGGAGAGGGUGCCAUUCAGAUCAUCAAUCACCGGCUAUGUGAGAAGAUCAAUCAGUUAAACAACCUGAAGCAUCAGGUGGAGAUGCGGAAGCGCAGGUUGGAAGAGCUGCAGAUUCAGUACAGUGCCAAGUCACAAGAAAUCAGCGACAUGCAAGCACUAGAGGAACGGAACAUUGAGGCGGCCAAGAUUCUGCGUACGCUGGAGAACCGCCUGGAAAAGGCCCGAUUCAAGACUGAUGAGGCCGAACGCAUCACCAGCAUGUACCAGAAGCUAAAAGCACAUAUGCAGGAGCAGAGCCUGCACUUCCAGAACAAACUGGAUGCUCUAGAAGCUGAGAUCUUACGCUUGCGUCAUGAGCUCCAGGACCUGGAAAGUGUGAACACUGAUGCGCAACAUGCUCGUGAUGCAGCUAGGGAGCAACUCCUGUCCCAAGAAGAAACCAUCUACAAAGAACGAAAGGCCCGUGAUAAGAAGCUGAAGGACUUGAAGAAGCUGACAGAGGACAAAAGAGCACAGAACGAACGUGCAGAAAGAAGGCAGUCCCAGAAGGAACGCAUCACGUUUGGAACUGAAGACCUGCUCAAAGAGCCCAUGUUUAAGAAAGCCACCAUCCUGAAAACCAGACAGGCCAUGUUAACUGCAUCGGAAGCCUUUGACAAGAUCCGAGCAGCUACUGGCGUCACCGAUGCUGACGACGUUGUGGCCUGCUUUGCGGCUCAAGAAGAAACCUUCAAGCAACUGGACGAAAUGAGGAAUGAGAACGAAGAGGCCCUGGUCCGACUUCGAGAGGAGAAGGACGUGUUGCAACGUGAACUGGAACACACCAAGUACUCGGGGGAGGCCCGGAAGGUGGGGACCCAGAACCUGAUGAAGGCGUUGCACGACCACCUGCAGAAGGAGGAGAAGAGACGCGACGCAACCCAGGCCGACCUGGACAAGGUGAACCGGGUUCUGCUCAAUGCCAAGGCUGGAGUGGAGCAUUUGUCCUCCAAACUGCAGCACAUCAAGCUGGAAGAUAACCGCCUUGCUUCCACUGUCUUGGACGAGAAAGCCAAUGACUAUGUGCUCAACCUCCUGGGCCAAGCAGAGGAGAAAUUGCUGUACCUAGUGGAGUCCCUCAAGGAUCGAGACAAGAAGGAGCUUCUCCGGAGAAUUGAAGAAGUGGAGUUCCAUUCCAAGCUUGAGAGGAGGCUGCCCACCUACAACACCAGGGUCAAGCUGCCCAUCGCACAGAAACCAGACAUGUAUUAUGAUGAGGAUGACAGCGGGGAAGAUGAUGCUGAUGUGGUGACACGCGCAGCCCUGAAGCGUCAAUCCCAGCAAAUCAUAGAGGCCAAGACCAAACGUCGCAACCGCUACAGAAAGAAGGACGGGAAGCUACAUCCUAUGUAGCCCUGCCUUCCCAGAUUCUGCUGUGCUCCAGAGCCCUUGGCUAUUAAAAGAUGCUUCCUAGCCCCUGGCCCCUCCCGUAUGAGGCCGUUCCACACUUCAUCUCCAUCCAAUCCCAGGGAAAAGAGAAACAUGACCCCUUUGUGGAUCUGUUCUCCAUCCCUGUUCAGUGCAGGCAGGAACCCACAGUGAGCUGCAGCUAGUACAUAGCUGCUGCUCUCCUGCCUUUCAGCUCCCCCGGCUGUUUGAGAAGCAGGGCUUCUUUGGGGUGGGGUGGAGGGUAAGCCUGAUGCUUGUCAAGGAGGGAAGAGGGAUGCAUCUCACCACCACCACCACCACCCCAGCUAAUCCAGACUCUUUCCCAGAAUCUGUAGACACUGAGCAAAGAGACCCUACUGUGCCUUUAGUUUGACUGUUUCUGCCCCCUUCCAUCAUAAUCAUAAUCUUUGUACACCCAGAGGGAGGACAGGGCAGGGAGGGGGCUCAGAGCCCGUCACACUCUGAGCGGAGUCACUAAAUGCUGUGUUUGCUGUGUAUGAUGCAAUAAACCCUGUUCAGGCUGA
Molecule: messenger RNA, 2547 nt
Organism: Elgaria multicarinata webbii
Lineage: Eukaryota; Metazoa; Chordata; Lepidosauria; Squamata; Anguidae
Gene: ODAD3
Product: outer dynein arm docking complex subunit 3
Exons: 13
Coding region: 317-1987 (556 amino acids)
Biological process (GO): outer dynein arm assembly; cilium movement
Cellular component (GO): cilium; ciliary rootlet; ciliary basal body
Source: RefSeq, a predicted model, not a curated record